CACAACAAAACUCAGACGCUGCGCUCUGCUGGAAAGAUCGGGAACUACACCUGGAACUGACAUUCCAGUUGCAGACGAUCCUUUUUAUCGGGACAGACUGCGUGUGGAAAGCGUGGGUGUCAGUUUGUCGGUCGCUCCGUGCCUGUUAUUCGUCUUGAGCAUACAGUAUUGUCUGUGGUGUGUUCUAACCGGACCCUCUACCCUGGAAAUAUAAAAACGCUGGUGUGACGUUUGUAGGUUAGUUAUUUGUUAUGGUGUAGUCAGUGUUUUGAUGGAACAGGGAUUUUUGUGAAGAUAACAGAACUUGUGCUGUAUUGGAAGCAAUGACAACUGGAUUGAUACGAAUUUAGGAUGUGGUCAGCUGUACCGCUGAGUCCAGGAGGUACCACGCCACCCUCACGCUCCAAGCACUCUGCCACUCUCUUGGGCAGUUACGUCUACCUGCUCGGUGGUCGUAAUGGUAACCUCCCCCUCAAGGAUCUAUGGAGGUACAGCCUUGAGGAGAGUCGCUGGGAACUGCUGAAGCCAGGUGGUGACUGUCCACCAUGUCUGCAAGAGCAUUCAGCCGUCGCCUACCGCGAGUGUAUUUACGUCUUCGGCGGCGAACUGGGCUUCUCCGCCGGCAACGAGACGCCCCUUUGGGUCUACAACAUCAAGACCAACAGCUGGCGCAAGGUCAGGUCCCAGAAGGGGGUGUCUGUGCCGCGGGGUCGACGGGGUCACUCCGCGCUGGUCCACCGGGGGGCCAUGCUGCUCUACGGAGGCUACAAAGACCUGCGGGGCUCCUCUAAUGAGCUCUGGGCCUUCCACUUUGAGUCCGAAUCGUGGCAUCUUCUGUCGUCAGGACAGAGUUGUCCGCCCGCCAGACACAAACACUCUGCAGUUGUCCACGAUGACUCCAUGUGGGUCUAUGGUGGCAUGACUGACCUCAACGAGCGUGCGGACUUCUGGAGAUUUGAUACCAUAUGCAAGACGUGGACUCCCGUGAAGACGAAGGUGAGCCCAGGACCUCUGCACAGUCAUGCAGCCUGUAAACUCCCCAGCUCCAUGCUUGUCUUUGGAGGCGAAAGAGACGGACAGCCCCUCAAUGAACUUUGGAGGUUUCAUUUUGGGACUGAGUGUUGGGAGAGACUCCAGACAGAAGGUAUCAAACCUCAGCCUCGUUCUGAGAGUGUCGCUCUCACUGUUUCUGACCUCCUACUCCAUGAUCACCAGAACCGUAACUCUCCUCCAGUCCACCGGCGAUACCGUGGUGGCGGCUCAGUAGACCGGAACAACCGGAUCUCCCCUGCUGAGAAGAAGUACAAUCGAUGGUCCGGCUGCAGCUACGAGAGUUGUACACCUUCUCGCAAACAGCCAACAACUCCCAAUGCCAACCUCAGUAUCUUGAAGGAGAUUACAAAACUGUCUCAGAUGAACCUUUCUCGCCUUGGCCCUAGCAAGUGUAGCUACAGUGUCCUGAGUAGUAAUGAGAGUAUUGGAUCCGACACGUCUGGUGGGGAAAUGGUAAAAUCACAAAGUGUGAAUCUGAUUGCAAGGACUCUAGCCUCUCCAUGCAUCCCCACUCCUCCCCCCAACACCGUGCUUCCAAGAGAUCCCAUCUCCGUGCCAAACUUUUCCUCCCUUGCUUCUUGCACUCUGACACCAGUUGAAGUCACGAAGCUAGUCUACUUAGAUGACGAAGAGGCCCCCAUUCCUGGUCCUCGAGUGCAAGACUUCUCAACGAUACAUCAACAAUUCCGGCCAAAAAACAACAGAGGGUUUCCAAAAUCCGCAUCGGUGAGAUUUGGAAAUCCCCAUACCACUCCAGAAGAACCCUCCGAUGAGACGUCUGACUACGCCAGUAUAGAAACCAUGAACAGGAUAACCUACACCAAAGAGGGACCUUAUAGUUUUUCCAACCCGAAUUAUCUCGGGCCUGACAUAAAAGACAUCCUUAAGAGGGAAGAUUACGUCAAAGUACUAAACAGCCCACCUGACAGCGUUUUGGAAGACGCAUUUGGGCGAAGCAACAGCAGACAAGAAAUGUUAGAAAUGAAACCGGUCCCACCGAAAUCUCUUUCGAUAGUUCCUAACCAAUACACCCAACAGUUGUUGUCGGAGAAGAGGAAGAAGAACUAUCGAGCAAGCUCAGCCAGUCGUGCCGAUCGAGACCCCAUCACGACAUUCUGCGUGUUCCUGCUAGGAGGGAAAGAACACGGGCAAGUCACAGUGUUCAAGAGGCCCCUGUCAGUAUGGAAAUUAGUCCUUACGUCUGAGAUAUAUUAGGAGGUUGUGUUCAUGUAGAUAGUUAGUACAUUGGUCAUUUAGAAGGCCUUUAGUUUAUUUUUAGACCCUAAUUUUGCUGUGAUUUAGUUAUGUUUGAUAUUUACAUGAGUAUAGGGAAACCUAAACUAGAAAGUCGUCAAUUAGAAUAAAAGCAAUCAGAUGUGAACAUAUUGACAUUUACUGUCUCUGACAUAGGUUUAGACAGCUAUGAUCGGUAAUUAAAAUGGAUAGUAAACUCAGUUAAUUAGAAUACAAAACUGAUUAAGCUUAAGACAUAGAAGAGAUCUAAGUAAAGUAAACCAUAUAAACUCACUUAAACACACAAUUGUAACUUCAUCUCUUUUACGUGACUGAUUGUUUUUCUGAAUUAUGUUUAAAAAGCAUUACCUCUUAUUAAUCAUGCUAUUUCUGUAUUCAAAUUUAAAAUUUGAAAGAUAAUUUAAUGCUAAUAUAUGUUAAAUUAAAUUUUACUAUUAGUUCAUGUGUAUUUCAUGCCAUCAGUUUCAAUAGCCUAACUAGGCCCUUGCUUUAGAUGAAAAUCUCCAUAAAAGAAUUUCGCUCUUAUUUAAAAUAGUCUGAGUGCUUCAAUUACUUUUGUAGUAACGGGGAUUUGUAAAUUAUCCACUAAUUAUGAAGAGUAACAGAAGCCUUAUUUAUUUAACUACCUAGUGAUUACCAUGGUAAUAGAUGUAGAUGACCAAAAUUGGAGCAUUGAAAGUCAAGGGAAAUAUUAUUAAAAGCAAAUUUAAUAUUUUGACAUUAGCAUACCUAAAGAAGGUGUUAUCUAGCAUAAGACUAUUAAUUGUGAAGUCUUGGAUAUAAAAUACAUUAUAAUUUUACAAGCAUACAUAGCCCAUCUUUUAAAAAAAAUAUUUGAAAAUCCAGGGCAUUUGAGCAUAAAAAUAUUUUAAAAACAGAUUGUUGUUUGACUUCUGAAUAUUGUGAGACAAACUGAAUAUUGACUGUUUUUUUUUUUUUUUUUAAUAUAGGAAGUAUAAAUUAAUACACUCAUAAAUUGUAAAGUAUUAGUAAUACAAUUAGUUGAUGAAUUAUCAAUUAUUAACACCAUGACUAGGCCUACUCCAUAUUAAACAAGGUUUUAUUAAAUUAAUGUGAUAAAAAGUUAAUUUUUUUUUAAUUUUCGCCCUUUAUGUCUCUUAAGAUCCUAGGCAAGUGGUAGAUUAUGCUCCAAUAAUUGUUACUUGAACUAAAACAAAAGGUAUCAUGUUCUUUGCAGUAUGCAAGUAAUUAAAUUACAUUACUGCGAGUUUAUUUGUGUAAAUAUAAAAAAUUACAAUAAAUCACAGUGGCGUAACUAGAACUCGGCUUUGAGGAGAACAAAUCUGCAUACCACACCAGAGAAUGUGGUAUAAAUGUGAGUAAAUCUAAAUUUGAAUACAUCAGAAAGUCCUGAUAUAAGAAAAUCACAGAAUUAAAUGGAUGAAC
This is a messenger RNA of Homalodisca vitripennis (glassy-winged sharpshooter), 3714 nucleotides long. RefSeq lists its product as uncharacterized. The record is from RefSeq and is a predicted model, not a curated record. Gene Ontology annotation, cellular component: Golgi apparatus. The transcript has 7 exons. Bases 352 to 2268 code for a protein of 638 amino acids. Gene Ontology annotation, molecular function: protein binding. NCBI's taxonomy places the organism in Eukaryota, Metazoa, Arthropoda, Insecta, Hemiptera, Cicadellidae.